UGGCAAGAUGACACAAUGUUUUGACAUUUCGGAUUCAAAAUAAAAAUUUUACGUGGAGACUGGAGUCGAAAGUAUAGGAAAACCAUUUAUCCAAACAUAAUCGAUAUGACGACACGUACUUUAUAAAUGAAGGCUGUUGUGUUUCGAACCACCAGUCGCUAACGUAACAUCGGCGAGACGUUCGGCUACAGUGGGAGCCAACGUUGUACGUGCGCAGCAUCCAAAAAUCGUAUAAACACUGUUCUAUAUACUUGUGUCGUAAGUGAGUGAGUGCCAUCGAUUACAUAAAAUGCCUUGCCCUUUCCUAGGAUCAAUGAAUCAAGGAUUCGUGAGGAAUUACGGCAGCGUGCUGCUCAAACAAUAUGGAAACCUGUGCCCGAUCCUCUCGCGGGGCUUCCGCUCCCUCGGGGUCGACGAAACCAAGUGCCCCUUCAUUCAGGACAACUCGAUCGUUUCCGAGGCUCCGAGAGAGAUGACCGAGGACAUCAAGGAGAGCGUGCCCACGUACCAGUACGACAAGUUCUUCAGUGAACAAAUCAACGCCAAGAAGAAGGAUUACUCGUACCGAGUGUUCAGGAAGGUGUCUCGUCUCGCGGCGGAGGGUAUGUAUCCGCAGGCGCUGGAGGGGCCCGAGCACCGGCGCGUGACGGUGUGGUGCGCCAACGACUACCUGGGAGCGUCGCGCCACCGCGCCGUGCAGGACGCGGCCGUCUCCGCCAUCCGCGCCUACGGCACGGGCGCGGGCGGCACGCGCAACAUCGCGGGCAACUCCCAGAUGACCGAAAAACUCGAAGCCGAAAUCGCCAAACUCCACAAGAAGCCCGCCGCCCUCAUCUUCAGUUCCUGCUUUGUUGCAAAUGAUGCGACUUUAUCGACUCUAGCUAAAAUCAUGCCAGGUUGUAUUGUAUACUCGGACGCGGGCAACCACGCUUCCAUGAUACAGGGGAUCAGGAACAGCCGGGCACCCAAGCAUAUUUUUAGGCACAAUGACCCCAACCACCUUAGAGAAUUAUUAUCGGCGUCGCCGGCCGGUGUACCGAAGCUAGUCGUUUUUGAGACUGUUCACUCGAUGAGUGGAGCUAUUUGUCCUUUAGAAGAAAUGUGUAAUAUUGCUCACGAGUAUGGGGCGUUGACCUUCGUGGAUGAGGUGCAUGCUGUGGGGCUGUAUGGAAAACAUGGAGCUGGCAUUGCAGAGGAGAGAGGUUUGGAGCACCACAUAGACAUAGUGUCUGGAACUUUGGGUAAAGCCUUUGGGAAUGUGGGUGGAUACAUUGCUGGGUCUAGUCUGCUGGUGGACACCAUCCGGUCGCUCGCUCCUGGGUUUAUUUUCACGACAGCGCUUCCUCCUCCAACUUUAGCAGGUUCCUUGGCAGCUAUACGCCUUUUGGCCAGCGAGGAAGGAAGAAGUAUGAGAGCAAAACACCAAGGAAUUGUGAGAUACUUAAAACUAUCUUUGCUCAUCGCCGGCCUUCCUCAAAUGCCAUCUGUGAGUCACAUAGUGCCCGUACCGAUAACUGGAGCAGACAAGGUUGCCCUGGUGGCAGAAUCCUUGAUGAAGAGGGGUCAUUACGUGCAAGCUAUCAACUACCCGACGGUAGCUCGGGGGGAGGAGCGCUUGAGGUUCGCGCCGGGGCCUCACCACACGCCAGAAAUGAUAGACAGCCUGGUCACUGCCUUGAUUGAAUCAUUCCAUGAAAAUAAUAUAAGGUUCGACCAGUUUAUGGUGAACGGCGCUUGCCGAGAAUGCAGUAUGGAGUACAAGGUCGACAUCGCGUAUGAAGAACCAUACAAGUACACCAUGAUUGCUGCAUAAUUAAUUGCAUAUAAAAUUGAAUAACGCUUCUCUAAAGCCAGAUUUACAUUUUGUCAGUCACCAAUUAAAACUUGUCAAACUCAUUAAUUGAUAUUUUAAAUUAAAAAUAAUUUGCAAGCCUUGGCUAGCUUCUCAAAAUUAACUGAAACACGUCAAUGCUAAUGAAGUAGGUACUAAACUAAUAAAAUUAAGUCAGUAUACUGUAUAGCAUUCAAUUUGAUAUAAACAAUGCCAAUCAGAAAUACCAUUAUAUACGGCAAGUAAACCCAAAGUUACUGAUAAAGUUACUGAUUCUAUGUAAAUCUGCCUUAAAUCUAUGUGCAGGCAAAAUAUGACAAAAAAAUAUGUUAAAAUGUUGCAAAUUUUAUUUCAGUUGUUAUUUUAUGGUGUGGUUAUAUGGUAGGGAUAAAUAAAAAUAUGGUAUCAUUUA
Messenger RNA from Maniola jurtina (meadow brown), 2243 nucleotides. RefSeq names its product 5-aminolevulinate synthase, nonspecific, mitochondrial (gene Alas). The coding region runs from base 290 to 1813 and encodes 507 amino acids. Gene Ontology annotation, biological process: hemoglobin biosynthetic process; erythrocyte development; heme biosynthetic process. Gene Ontology annotation, molecular function: pyridoxal phosphate binding; 5-aminolevulinate synthase activity. Lineage: Eukaryota; Metazoa; Arthropoda; Insecta; Lepidoptera; Nymphalidae. The transcript has a single exon. Gene Ontology annotation, cellular component: mitochondrion. The record is from RefSeq and is a predicted model, not a curated record.